Molecule: messenger RNA, 595 nt
Organism: Saccostrea cuccullata (small rock oyster)
Lineage: Eukaryota; Metazoa; Mollusca; Bivalvia; Ostreida; Ostreidae
Exons: 3
Molecular function (GO): protein binding
Source: RefSeq, a predicted model, not a curated record
AUGGACCCUUUGUCUUACUCUGAUGAGGAACUCUUUGAAAAAUAUCGCUUUAAGAGACUCACCAUCUUGUUUAUUCAAUGCGCUGCUGAUAGGAGACAGCUUGCACAACUACAGGAAUCCUGCACCGGCAAGGAAAUUCGGGCCGUGACUUACCUAAUUAUCAGCGCCUUCAGGCAACGUAUCCUCUUUCCUGUCGGUGAAAUGUUACAUAAAGUUAUGGAAGGAUUUAGAAAGAUUGCAGCACCAGUUGCAUUCCACGCUUAUCUGGGUUGGGAUCGGACAUACCCUGUUGGCAUACCAUGGAAAUACGACACCAUCCUGACUAAAACUGGAAAUGCAUACGACAAAAUUUCUGGAAAACUCACCGCUCCAGAAGAUGGUCUUUAUCUUUUUACCUUUUCUACCUCAGCGAAUCUCAACAGACAGGCAGCGCCCUCUUUGGUGGUCAACGGGAAUGACGUUAAGGUUGUACAGGUGUGCAGUAAUGCGCCUCCAGGUAACAAGAGAUUUACCUGUAGUAACACGGCCGUUAUCCAGUUGCAGAAAGGACAAACUGUUAAUAUACAAGAAACCCACACAACUGCCCAACCAUCGG